This is a messenger RNA of Pocillopora meandrina, 8268 nucleotides long. The record is from the annotation of a GenBank genome assembly. Lineage: Eukaryota; Metazoa; Cnidaria; Anthozoa; Scleractinia; Pocilloporidae.
AGAGCAAUACAGGAUAAACAUCAUUUCACUCAAGCGAGAACUGCGAUGGAGAGAGACUUAUCGUUGAGAGAAGAACAUGUCGUAUGGGGUAAGUUGAUGGAAAAAGUACUCGUAGAUGUACUAGAUAUUAUAAACCGGGUGCUUGGAAGGCUUCAAACCACAUUAACUUCCUUUAUCGUUUACUUUCAAGUCAUCAAAUAAAUCGUGUUUGCUUAGUGGCGCUCACAUCUCGUCAAGACCUACACUAACUUCUUUUUUUUUUCCUUUUUGAGUGGGUCUUUCUUUAAAAUCGAAAAUUUACCUCGAUGCUUUAAAAUCUUAUGGCACAUUUUUAAGCGCGUUCAGUUUUGCAAAUGCUAGCGAUUAUACAAUCCCUUGUGUUAAUAGUUAAUCGUUAAGAGCAGCAGUUUUUACUGUUUCUUGGUUUCUAACGUCAAACAUCGCUUGAAUUCAUUCUUCAUUAAUAAAGUGUAACAUCAUUUGGUGUCCAAAUAGAGCAGAAUUGCGAUAUGAACUUGGCACUGAAGAAAGUUUGACGUUGUUUUUUACUUAUACAAUACACAGAGAAAAUUAAUUUCCAGCGCAUUCGUCUCUUUGAGACGAAAACGUGACGCCAUAGAAUAUUCACGAAGAACCCAAAACAUUCCCGACACCUGAAAUAUUCAUAAUGAGUGUCUGAGAACUUCAAGUCUUAUAUAACUAAUUUUCCUUUUUCUUUUUGAAACCUACAUUUUAUAUAUACAUAUAUAUAUAAAUAAAUCUUGAUUGUAGUCUAUCCUUGCAGUAUAGUGCUCGAUGCGUUCGCAGAGCGUGGCAUAUCUGAAAGUUGGACAAAUCAAUAAGACAUAACUUUCAGACAUAAAUAUAAAUAUAAAUAUAUACAUACAUACAUACAUAUAUAUAUAUAUAUAUAUAUAUAUAUAUAUAUAUAUAUCAGAGCUCUUUUCUUCUUUGUCCAAUGUGUGACAAAAUUUUCUUAUUAAGGUUAGCUUCAAUUUGAAACCAAAACUUGAAUUGCGUUUGUAUUACAGCUCUUUCUUCUUUGUCCAAUUUGCACCAAAAUUUACACAUAACACCACGAGUUUGGCCUCACCUUUUAAAAACUUUAUCUUAAAAGCAAAUUAAAUAAUUCCGUUGACCGUACAGCUUUUUCCUUUUCGUCGCAUCAGUACCAAAAUGUACUCAUUACACCUUAAGGUUGAUCUCAUCCUUCUAAAAAUCCUUAUUUUGAAAGCAAAAUUAGAGAAUUCCGUUGACAUUACAGCUCUUUCCUCUAUGUCGAAUUUGUGAAAACAAUUACACGUUACACGUAAAGGCUGUCUUCAACCUUUUCAAUACUUAAUUUUGAAUCUACAACUAAAGAAUUCUGUCUGCAGUAACGUUUUAAGUUCUUUGUGCUAUUUGUGACAACAUUUACACAUUGCACAUUGACUUUUAAGCUUUUGAAUUCUUUAUUUUGAAACCAAAACCAAAUAAUUCUGUUGCAGUAUAGCUCUUUCUUCUCAGUCCGAUUUGUGACCAACUUUACACAUUGCACAUUGACUCUAAGCUUUUGAAUUCUUUAUUUUGAAACAAAAACCAAAUAAUUCUGAACAGCCAAAUAGUUCUUUAGAACUCUGGCCAUGCGAUGCAUGACAGAUGAACUCAAAAUAAAUCUGUAUUAUAAAAUUAGCAAACCAAUUUUUAAAAAAUUCCUGAUCAGGAAUACAAUUCCUCAGAAGUAGUCCUGUCAUCCAAACUUAUGCAAAUUGAUGGAUUCCUAACUUCAAUAAACUCGCAGCUUUGGCAAAAGACAUUAGUAUUUUUGCUGUUAAUCUAUUUUUUGGAAUAACUCCUAGGAAAAUUCACCUCCUAAUCACUCCAAGUUAGUCUCCUGUAGAAAUUCAGAGAGAAUAGAAUAGAGAGUAGAGAUUACAUUCAGGACUCAACCUUGAAUGAUUCAAGUUUCAGAAAUCGUCGCUAUAAUGCUUUUCAGUGAAAGGUGAAUUUGAAUCAUCAAUCCAUAGAAAAUUGAAAAUUCUUUUAAGUUAAUUUUGACCCGAGAAGUUUAUAAAUCAUUCGCCUUUGGCUCGUGAGUUACAAACAUUUCUGGUGUUCUCCAAAAAUCCUGCGUGGGUCAUAACGACGGUAAAAGGGAGAGAAAGAGCGGUGUAUUCUCAAAAGAUACUUCAAUUGCCGUUCAAGUUGUACUCCAAUCGUGUAGAACCUCUCGCCGUAUUUGCAUUUGUAGUUAGAUUACUAUAGUAACUUCUGGCAGGAGAUCUGGUGAACUCACCAGGGAAUAAAUCAAACCACAAACAACGUUUUUAUUCUCCUAAUUUUCUUUUUAGAUAAGGCUCUUCUCGAAGACGGUAGAAUUGACACCAACUGAUUCUUGAGCGACUAAAUCCUGCCCUUAAACGGACAGUGAAAAUUUUGAAGGGGGUAAGUUUCUAAAGAAUGUUUCAAUGUUAUGUUGUAUUGUAAGCAAUACUAUAGUACUGUAUUUUUUAUUGUUAGUAUACCUACAGUUGACAAUGCAAGUAUCAUAAGUUUCCCGUUUUGUUAUAUUGACUUGUUCUUCUGUAAGCAUUAUGAUUGUCUAGUUUUGUAGACAUUUAAAACAAUGUUUAGAACUUGUCAGAACAAGCAUAAGAAAAUGCCAGAACUUAUUGAAUGCGAUGCAUACAAUCCAUUUUAGAGUGCAAAUCGUUUGAUUCUGCCGUACUUUUUUUUUUAUUUUGUUUUGUUUUGUUUUUUUGUUUUAUUAUCAAACUUUCUUCUUUGUAAAAUUUAUUUCAUAAUCAAAGCCUUUCUCAGUUAAACUUCUUUAUAAAUCAACUGUCGCUGUUCGCUGGAGAGUAAUUUUUUUGUUUCCAGGUUACACAUACCAAGAUGCAGGUUUUCACAAAGUUACAAACAGUGUUCGUGAUCUUGUGGCUGGCCGAUCAAUUUUCUAGAAUAGUAUCUCAGACGUGUAGCGGCGAUAACUCUGUUUAUGGCUAUAUGCUGCGUGGAAACAUCUUCAAAACCCUACAGACGGCACUCCCGUUUGAGUGUUCCCAGGCUUGUGAGGGUGACGUCAGAUGUCAAAGCUUUAAUUACGUCAUUUCAAAAAAUACAUGCGAGUUGAAUGAUCGUACGAAGAAAGCCAGACCUGCAGACUUUUUGCCGAGUUCUGAACGAUACUAUUAUGAAAAAUCAAAAAAUAGAGGUAAUUUCAAACACUUUAGUGUCACGCAAGUACCAUAUUGUUGACUCCUGUGAGGCGCGACUAAUACAGGUUAUAAGGUAAAACCUCCCUUUCAUAAUAAACAAUUAUCCCACUCACGCUUGUUGGAUAUGAGAUCAAAGAUAGCCAGCGACGCCGUUAGAGCCGUACAGUCUGUAAUUAUUUCAUAUCCAACAAACGUGGGUGGAAUAACUGUUUCAUUAGCUAAACAUCCCAAAUAUAGAUAAAUCUUGCCAGAUUUAUUUUUUGAAAAUGAACACAAUGUCACAAUGUACAAAUUAUGGUAUAAAGGUUCAUAACCCUUGAUGGCUAAGCCAGUGAAAACGCAUUUACCUCAAUGAUCCAGUUUUCAAUAAAAAGUUAUAACCUGAGUAAAAAGUAAUAACCCAGGACAAUAACACACCCUGACAUAACCCUUGAACUUGAUAUGACGCUGAUGUUUGUCCCCCAUAUUGAAAAAAAGAGCAAUGGAGAGCGAAGGAAUAUCAGCUGACGACCAUGGAUAUUCAAUGAUAAAAUAUUAAGAUAACCAUGAGUAUCAAAAAGUGUGUCAUCAGCUGAAUAAAUUCCUGCCUGACAGACCAAUGAAAAUUACUCCGGACAACUAAAAAUACACGAUAAAAAUGUAGUCUACUUGCUCGUCUUACGAUGCAAGUUCCCCUAUGGAAAGUAAAGUUUAAAAACCAUCUCUCUUGGAUGAGCUUCACCACAUACUUUUUAGCAAAAUUACCUCCUUUCAUUUUAUCUUAUUUUAUUUCAUCAUUUCUACACAGCUGCUCUUGGCUCUAUUCCUGAACUUCCUGCUAAAAACUGUAGGGAAAUCAAGUUGAGUGAAGGAGAGCAAACAGUUAGCGGCAAAUACUGGUAUUAUAAUCCCUGGACGGACACGGCAACAUUCGCCUACUGUGACAUGAAAACGGAAGGUAACUUAUAGUUUAUAUAAGCCUCUGAUUUCAAAUCUUUUUAAAACCUAGACUGGCUAAACUAAAGCUUAAUUUAUUCAAAGUCUCCUAUCUACCACAACGAAAUGAAAAACAAUAAUUUCGAAGAGGAAACUUUGUGGCCACCUGAACUUUUCGAGGGAAAAGGAGAAAUUUAUUCAUCUAGAACUACGAGAAUUUUGUUUGACUAAAUUUGUCAAACUUCAGAGAGUCUAAUACUUGAACAGGCAAACUUUAGAGACUUGAUAAGACAUAACAUAUUUUAACUGUUUUCUGUUGUUUUUGUUAUUUGUUUUUAAGAUAUAUAUCAUGUAGCACUAAGACUUCGCCCCCGGUGAAAACCGAGAGCAUGGACUCGUCUUUGAAUGCAUUGAGUAUGCGUGCAUUUGAAAAAAGGGAUAGAAUUAGUGAAUGGCGGGGUUUCCGCUUUCUACUGUAACAUGACGUCACACUUCUCCAUCCUUUUCGUACAUUCGGUUUUACCUCGGCUAUAAAAUAAAAGCAACUAAGCGGGGAAUUCAAAUACCUUUUUAAUUAGCAAUACUUACUGAGGAAUACGGCCCACGUCCUUGAAUAAUCAUAGCGCAGAUACUAACUGAGAUAUCUGUACUGAGUAUUAUUGACAUAACAUGACUGGUACGUGCUUCGUCCAAUACCAUGGGAUAUUUGGUAUCUUAUGAUUAUCUUCAAAAUAUCAUCAAGAAUUUUUUUCUUUUUCGCCUUAUUUAUAAACCAAAAAAAGUGACAUUUGACGGUAACGGGACGUUACACUUUUUCCCUUUUAUAUCUUUGGUUUUAUCUCGGCUAUACAAUUAAGAGCAACUAAGAGCGAUACGAUAUACGGGUACAACAUGGUUGAAGAACAAGUAAAAAAAAAAUACCUAUUUUAAUUAUUUUCCGCGUUUUUAAAAAACAAUUCACCUCUUUCUAGAUGUUGAUGAGUGUGAAUACGACUUGUACUAUUGUGAGGCCAAUAGCUACUGCAGCAAUACAGUGGGUUCAUAUAUUUGCACAAGUGACCGUAAGUAUCGCCUAGAACAGCAGUGAAUUCAAGUGAACAUGAACCAUCGAUUUCCCAAUUGUUCUGGUACAAAAUGAUAUAUUAAGCACAACACAAAGACAUGAACCCUCGAUCUUCUUACCUUUUUUGUUAAAGCUUUCGUUCAAUUUCUCACUUAGCCUUCCGCAAAUUAGUUAAAUCUCGUCUGAUAGGUCAAAUGAGAAAGAUAGCAGCAAAAUUAUUCAUAGAUUAGGGGCAUGGCCAACGAGAUGCUUGGAGGUGUUUGAAAUUAAUGUGUUCGUAGAGAAUGUUCGAUAUUUCAUAUUCGUCCCACUUAAGAUCAAAAUACGUCUAUGGGGGCCGUUUAUACUUGUGAACAGUGUUGAAAGGGCCGAGAGCUAAGAGUGGAAGGACAUUCAUUUAAUAGAAUCAACCCUCUUAUAGGGAAAGCCUUACGCCCACUGAUUGCAUAAAACUGUGGUUUGGGUUAGAUCUCGUGUAAACGACCGGCCUUAUAAGUCUUGGCUACUCAAAUAUGUACAGCUUAAUUUAAUUUCUAGGCGUUAAAAGAUGCGGGAAAGGACUUUUGUCCACCCCCUAUAACUACAUUGCAGGGAGGAUAAUUUCUAUUUAGAUUUAGUGCCGUCAGAUUAUAAUGUGGUUUUUUACCAACAGGUGGCCUCGCAUCAUCGAGCAUUCUGAACAACUCACCAAAAUACUACAUUGGCACUCUUUCGUCUUACCUAGACUCAGUCCUGACUAACCUUUCCUCGAGUAGAUUCGUUAGAUGUUAUCACGCCAAGACAGAUGGCUGGGAUUCAACAACAUUUCAUUCGAAAUGUGAUGGAAAGGGACCCACUGUUUCCAUUAUUCAAGUCGGUAACUACACAUUUGGUGGAUAUACCGACGUGUCUUGGCAAAGUAUGAAUUUUUAGUCAGUUGUUAACUAUUCACCAAAGAGGAGGUGGCUAGAUGAACAAAGUUCUCUAUUUGGUGCGGAAAUACGCACGGAUAUUUGACCGCCGACAUUAUCUGUUCUAAGAUGCUCACAUUUUCCUUAAAGCGAAACUCGAGAAAGCUGUUAGGUGGGGGGGCAGUGGGGUAGAGUCUCCCGUUUCCCGUACCAUGUUCUCCCGCCUCCCGUACUUUUGAGCCCCUUUGCCUCCCGACUCCCACCCUUCAUUGUGUUACUCCCGUCUUCAGGUGAAUGAAGAGGAUCAGAAACCCGGGUUAACUUUCAAACUGUACCAAAACUUAAUAUUCUUGUUCAUUUUCUGAAUAGAUAUGAGAUAGCAUGACACAUGUGUCAAGUGGCAUGCUAUCUCAUGACCUCUGACGUAAUCGAAUUGAAGGGAUUUCCAAAUUCACCAGAAGUAAUGCUGUUUUUCCAACCCGAGUCUUGCUCCCAAAAUUUUCUUUUAAGCAUUGGUGGAUGUUAAAUGGGAAUUUUAAAACUUUGCUAGAUAAGUGUUUUUAACUGAAUGAUGCCCAGUAAUAAACAACAAACUAUUGCCUUCUUUAUUUCUGCUCUCGCCUCCCACCCUCAUAUAGAUCCCCGCUUCCCGCCCCUUGUUCUCCUGCUUCCCGUCCUCUCCCACCCCUUGUUCUCCUGGGUUCCCGCCUCCCUGUCCCUCUCCACUGUGAAAAAAAAAAAAAAACAGAUAGUGUCCAUGGACAGAUAUCCGUGCAUAUUUUCGCGUCAAAAUAGAUGCUUUUGUUUUUAUUAUCCUUCAAGUAUUUUGCAACACGCGUAAAAAAAUGUUUACGAACGGCUUACUGUUUGCUGCCAAUAACGAAAUAGGUGUUGUGAGAGGUAUGUAGUUUUCCUCAGUUUAUAGCACUGGUGGGACGGCCGGCAUAGUCACGUAGUGUCGAAUAUUGAUGGAAUCAGAAAUGUUUUUUUUUGUAAAAAGCAAACUCAUUUAAUCAAACUAAAUCCUUUAAAAAGCUGAAAAUGGCGGAUGGCACGGGAUGGAGUCCGAAAACAAAAGGUCAAGACGAGGCCUGACAAGGAAAAGUAGAGUUUAGAAAAUUAAAAAUUUGAAGCAUUCGGCAGCUUUGGUGGAAGCUAAAGUAAUUGUCUCUCCGUUACAAAAUCUUAUGGCGAAGAGAUUUCCCUAUUCGAUUGAAGCAACUACAAGAACUAAGAUUGAAAAUCUUUAAAGACCCAAAGCACUCCUUAAUGAGCUGCUGCAAACAGAGGAAAAUUAUACACAGUUUAAAGUAAAAGAGUUGUACAACAAACAAUCUUUGAAAAAUUAAUCUCGAAGUCAUGACGAAAAAAACCACGGUUAUGAACGCUGGUCCAUAUCAAGAUAAAAACAAACUAGGUUGUUAGUUAUCUACUGUUCAGAAAGAUGUUAUGACCAAGGUUAACACCCCUGGCAAAGACGGAGGGGGUUGGGGAGGAAGACUCUCGCUCUAUGAGUAAACUGUAAAGACCCUCAGGAGACAUUGUCUACCAUCUCACUUCACUAAGCUUUCCUCUAACAAAUUUUCUCUGGCUGCAGAUUCUUGUGGGUACACAUCGGCUGCCAAAGCCUUCAUUUUCUCGCUUUACAACGUGCAUGGUUAUAAACCUGUUAAACUAGCUCAAUACCGGUAUCAAGGGUAUGCAAUCUACCGCUGCAGUAGUUAUGGACCAACAUUUGGGGGUUAUCAAGGGCGACAUGACAUCCAACUACGAAACAACGCUGGCAACAUUCAAAAUUCCUUCACCACAUGCGGCUCUACUUACGGUGUCCCUACUGGUUACAUUUCGUUCACCAAGUGCGUAUUCUUCUCAGGGAGUGAAUUAUUUACCCCGACUAAUCUGGAGGUAUUCUACGAGAUAACAUCUUAGUUGCAAGACUAUUAAUGGGAUAUGAUUAGGAAAGAAGGUAAAGUGGGAGUGUUGAUAAAAAUCUGUUAAUAGCCUUCAUAAAACCCAAUAUAAUUGGAGCUGUUUUAACAACGAUUCUCGGUCUGAGCUUUAGAGACGUGUUUCGUUACUAUUCUUUGGGCAUAUUGACGAGAGAUGCAGUUAAAGCCAAACCAAGAAGGCGGAGCUCGCGAUGUAUUAAAUCACACGUCUUAUCAAUGAAAUUACUAAGCCCCAGCGGAAUGUUAGAAUUAGC